CCUCCAACAGCUGAAGAUCACGGCCAAGGAGAGCCCAAACAGAAAACUUAUAUAACAACCUUCUACCAUUCGGUAUUCUUUAGUUAAGUGUCAACCUUGGUACGGUCAAGAUCGUGCGAUCCUCUGCGAGCAGUGCGAAACUACGAUCUACUAGAAGCAACUUUCUUCCUGGAGAGUUGACUAUCUAGAAACGUUUGAAGGUGCCCUGGGUCCAGUUGUUCCAGAAAGAUUUAUUUCGAAUUCUUCGCAGAGUUUCCAAAUGUUUUUGAUACCUACGUGAAUGUGGCAAAUACCUAGCAAAAUUUGUUAAAAUAAUCGAAAUUUAUUGGCGAAACGUUGUUUCACAGUGAAAAAAAAAAACACACAGAAGUGUAUUACAGAACGAAGUGCUUCAAGAAGCAGUGAAAUCAAGAAGAUCAGUUAAAAACGAGAAAAAUACUGUUAUUGCAUUUUUGGGAGACAAGAGUCACUUGUGAAGGAAGUGAAAUUCUUCGGAUUGCAAAGGCCAAGUCACGAUUAGCUUUUUUGCGUUGAGCAAAAAACAACUGUCAAGACCAGAAGUGAAGUGUAAUACCCUCAGUAUCUGUGAGUUGGGUUGAGUUUGAUACCGAGCGCAAGCAGUUUCGCAGAUCCAACAUACACCAGCCAUUGGUAAAAAGGCCAAAACUUCCUAAACGGCGAAAAGAUCACUUCAGCCAAUUAAGAUUGCCAUCUUGACGAACUCCCUGUUGACACAAUAAACUGAACAUAAUAAGAGUCACAAUGCUACCGAGAUCAUUACAUUCGACUUUCCUAGCUUGCCUACUGCUAGCGUCUGCGCUUAGUAUAGAAGGUGCCAAGCGACGAUCCCGACUAGAUCUACCGAUCUCGAAACCUGCCGAUGCCCCGCUAGAGGAUAACAUUGCCACCGCGUCUGGUUCGGAUCCCGCAUACGAACGAGCGGAUCAGGUGGCAGUGGUUGCCACCAAUGCUGCUCCGACGGCUACGUCCACCGAAACGGACGCCGGAGCGAACAGCUCCGGCAGCGGUAGCUCAGAAAACAGCUCGCAGAUGAUUGACGAGUACACCGACGAGGACUGCGAUCCGGACUUUGUCGCGUUCGAACUAGUGACGGGAUAUGUUUUCUCGGCACCCAACAAACUGCUCGACUCCAUCCCCGGAACGCUGAUGUUAACCGACUGUCUUGAGGCUUGUCAAAGCAAUGACUCUUGCGCCUCUGUCAACUACGAAACUGGACUCUGUGUGCUGUUCUCGUCCAAUUCGGACAAAUUGCCAGGUGCUUUGACGAAGUCUCAGUUCCCGGUCUUCACCAUCUACGCCCAGAAGUCUUGCCUGAAGUUGCGCCCAUGCGAACGCGCCUGGUGCAUCGACAGGGUGCAAGGUUACAAGCUCAAUGGCCACGUUAAGCGCACCGCUCAGGUUGUCUCCCGCCGCGACUGUCUCGAGAUGUGUUUGGGAGAGAACGAAUUCACAUGCCGGUCCGCCAACUUCUAUCAGUCAACCCUUACCUGUGAGCUAUCGGAUAUGGACCGCAUCACGCUGGCUGGAUCCAGCGCAUUCCAAAGUGCUGCAACGUCCGACUACCUGGAGAACAACUGCGCCGAAGAGCCGACGAAACUGUGCGAGUUCAAGCGUAUGUCCGGCCGCAUUUUGAAGACCGUCGAUUCGGUUUACCAGGACGUUGCUAGCGUUGACGAAUGCCGUGAGCUAUGUUUGAGCUCCCCCUACCGUUGCCACUCGUAUGACUACGGAGAUACCGGAGAUAUGGUCUGCCGUCUGUCUCACCACAGCCGUGCCACUCUUGCCGACAUACAGGAUCCCUACCUGGACGUACCGGAAGCCGCUACUUAUGAGCUUUCAUCGUGCUAUAAUGUUUCCAUCGAAUGUCGCGCCGGAGAUAUGAUUGCCAAAAUUCGUACUUCCAAAUUAUUCGAUGGAAAAGUAUAUGCCAAGGGAGCCCCCAAUUCCUGCUCUGUCGAUGUUAAGAACUCACUUGAAUUUGAACUGCGCAUGGCCUAUCAGGAUAUCGACUGCAAUGUGCGCCAGAAUGGUCUUGGUCGCUAUCUCAAUGACGUCGUUAUUCAGCAUCAUGACACCAUCGUCACUUCUUCGGAUUUGGGUCUAGCCGUCACUUGCCAAUAUGAUCUAACCAAUAAGACCGUAUCGAACGAUGUGGACCUAGACGUUACAGGCGAUAUUGAACCUGCUUUGUCCGAAGAAGUGGUUGUAGACUCGCCCAACGUUGUUAUGAAGAUUACCUCUCGCGAUGGAUCGGACAUGAUGCGUACUGCCGAAGUCGGAGAUCCCCUUGCUCUGCGGUUCGAAAUCUUGGACCCACAAUCGCCAUAUGAGAUCUUCGUUCGUGAACUUGUUGCCAUGGAUGGAGUUGACAGCAGCGAAAUCACCCUUAUCGAUGCCCGUGGAUGCCCAACCGAUCACUUCAUCAUGGGACCAAUCUACAAGAGUGCCAACUCCGGAAAAAUUCUCCUAUCGCAUUUCGAUGCCUUCAAGUUCCCAUCUUCGGAAAUGGUUCAAUUCCGUGCUCUGGUCACUCCAUGUAUGCCAACCUGUGAACCCGUGCAAUGCGACCAAGACGAUUUUGUUGCCGGUGAACUCCGAUCCAUUGUCUCCUAUGGACGUAAACGUCGCUCCAUCAAUGCCACCGAAGAACAUAGUUUCCAUCGUCAACGUCGUGAAACUACACAUCAGGCUCCUCAGGAUGACAUGCUACUGGUCCAAUCUAUCCAGAUUACUGAUAAAUUCGGAUUUGAGAAACAACAGCAAGCGAAGCCUAAAAUCAGCAGCAGUGAAACAGUGUUUGUUGCUGCAUCAGAUUCACAAGGAAUUUGCGUUAAUGGACUCGGUCUUAUUGUUGCCGGAGCUGUAUUUCUUUUGGGUCAACUUGCCGUUAUUGCCAUCUGGACCUUCCUGUGGCAACGUCGCAGGAAGCAGCGUCAGUUCGAGAGUGCAUCGAUGGGUUCGUCUGUUAUGCCAAGCCCUGCAAUGGCCGUCAACCGAGGGGAUUCCAUGUGCAAGCUGUACGACAGUGGCUACGCCGGAAGGCACUUCUAAGCAUUCUCUUUCUUCCAACUACAUAUACAACACAUAUACCAUAUAAGGCUGAUCUAUUUCCACAUCCUCGUAAUUGACAGAUAGAUGUCCCCCAUAUCGAACCCCUUCAUUGCACAAAAUUCAUUAUCACACAUUUCUAAACUCCCUAUAGAGCACAUUUACUUGUUUUAGGAUUAGUUUUGCAUAUGAUUUUCCUAAUGCAGCUCGAUUCGAGUUGUGAGGAAAACAGUCUAGCAACAGAACUGCCAUUUAAUGGUCUACUUAUAAAUGUAGUAUUCUUCCUAAUUCACCAUCUGCUAAGGAAACUUGAUUUGACGAAAUUAGUAUUGUUGUGUGAGAAAGAAUACUAAAAGCUGAAUAGCACAAGGACCAGUAUUCUCAAGUCUCACCCUCGCGCGCCUUCAAAGUUUCCCUUGAAUGCUUAUUUCUACACCUCUUUUGACACCAUAUAGCUCGAAAUUGAAAAAAAAAUCAGCAUUCCAUGUAGACGAUACUCUUAGGAGGUCUACAGAAGAUUAAAAACAACCAACUAAUCUUUAUGUUUUACAUUCCCAGAGGAGAAUAGGACGACUGGAGUAUAGAGCUCAUUUUUAUGUGGUACGGAUGAUUGUGAUAGGUGUGUUCUGAAACCGAUAUAGUAUUCUAACAAACAAAAUCGAGUUUGCUGAAAUUUAAUGAUGUGUGCGGAAUUGAUUAUGAGUGCGCGUGACUUAGGUUUAACUAAUCUAUCAUUCUCGAAAAAAAAACACAUUAACAAAAUUAUCUUUUCUAACACAAAAAAUUAUACUCCUUUGUCCUUUUCUCCCGAGCACUGAGCAUAGGGAAGAGACGAUUUCCCGUAAAGGCCAAACGACACCUAAAGCUUGGAGUUCAAACAAACGCGAUCGUUUUGGUUUAUUUGAGCUCCACGCGCACAAAAAUACUGACCGGAAACGGAAAAUCCGAAUCAAGCUCUAAGCUCAAUUUUAAGCAUUUAUCAUAAUUUAUUUUUUAUUCAUUAAUCUCCUUACGAUUAGUAACCAUCAGUGCAGAUAACCAACAACACUAGCUGAAACCUCUCCCAAUCUGUUUUGUAAUUUAUUUUAGAACUACUGAAAUAUAUUCUUAAUAGUUACAAAACGAAUGCAAUAAGAGAUAAAUAGAACAAAAAAUCAAAUUCAAUAUUAGCAAUGAAACUAUACUAACUGACCGUACUUGUAGAUUACAUAGCAGUAGCAGCAAAAACAUAAUUAAAAUACAGAAGCUUCCCUUAUUUCACUAUUCCAAGCUAUUUAUUUAUAGUCUCGUAGCUUACUAACCAUUCAUCAUCAAGCAUUAAUUGUGACUUACAGAAGAAACACACUUGAUACAACAAAAAUAACAUCGAGAAACACCGAUUAAAAGUCAAACAUUAAUAUAUAAUUGCAAAAAAAGGAAAACGAACGUUAGUAAAAAUGAAACGUAAUUUAAAAUCUAAUUUUAAGUGAACAAUAAAACAAACAGCGAUACGAGAUCAACGCGAAAUAUGAUCACGAAAAGAAUAUAAUACAUAAAAUACAUAUGCAUAUGUCUUCUAUGUAUUCGAAAACAACUACACAUAAUGUAAAACAUUAUUUUUAUGAAUAAAAUAAAAAUUGAAAACAUA
Messenger RNA from Armigeres subalbatus, 4696 nucleotides. RefSeq lists its product as uncharacterized. The transcript is spliced from 8 exons. Bases 763 to 3072 code for a protein of 769 amino acids. NCBI's taxonomy places the organism in Eukaryota, Metazoa, Arthropoda, Insecta, Diptera, Culicidae. The record is from RefSeq and is a predicted model, not a curated record.